This is a messenger RNA of Pezoporus occidentalis (night parrot), 1828 nucleotides long. RefSeq names its product glycophorin C (Gerbich blood group) (gene GYPC). The transcript is spliced from 3 exons. The record is from RefSeq and is a predicted model, not a curated record. Gene Ontology annotation, cellular component: membrane; cortical cytoskeleton. The coding region runs from base 617 to 871 and encodes 84 amino acids. Lineage: Eukaryota; Metazoa; Chordata; Aves; Psittaciformes; Psittacidae.
CUUCAUUUUUGGCUUUUAGAAAUGUACUUUCCAACAACAGGCAAUUUGAUUUGUAUGUUCUACUCUUGAUUUAGCCAACUCAUUCUGAUGGCCAGAGAUUUUAAGAAAAACAAGUUUUCCCACAAUCUUCCAAUUUCUGCAUGUCACGGUAACCAAUGGCACUAAAUAACAACACUGUCUAAACACUUUCGAGACCAGAUUGUAGCUAUGGACAAGGGCCAGUAUAACCGUGAAAGGAAGUUUUGCAAGGGCAAUUUAGCAACAGAUAGUAUGAAAAGGUAUCCUUGAAACAAAGUAAAAUAACAGGUACAACAGCAGUUACUGAAACAGACCUCUGAGUGCUCUGCAUCAAAAAAACGAAAUAAAGAAGGUACAGCCAUUGCUCAGCUAAAAAUUCCUCUGGUAUGUGAAUAUCUUUUCUGCCUCAGAAAGUGAAGAUUCAGUUCUAUAGUAGUAAUGAAGUAUAUUCUCACACAGAGCUGAAUUUUAAAGAGACCAGGCUGAGGUUCCUGGCCAAGCAUGGAUUCCCGUCUGGAUAAGGAGAUGUCUCCCUCCUGAUCUGCAUGAUGGCUUCAUUUCAUGAACACAUGCCUUGAAUUUUCCUCAGUCAUGUUUCAUGAAGGAUGAAGACUUUGAGAGCCCCACAGCUGGAGCAGAUGUGGCUGUUAUUGGAGGUGUGAUUGCUGCAGUAGUAUUUGUCCUCAUCUGCCUGCUGGUAGUGAUGGUCCGGUACAUGUAUAGACAUAAGGGCACCUAUCACACCAAUGAGGCAAAAGGAACUGAGUUUGCUGAAUGUGCAGAUGCUGCUUUGAAAAAUGACCCCACUCUUCAGGAAGCAGUGGAUGAAAGCAAAAAGGAAUAUUUCAUCUGAGAGGCAAGGAUUUCCAUGAAGACUUCCGCAAGUGAAUCAGUCAGAAAUGCUACAUCAACAGAAGUGCUAAGAAAUGGAUAAUAUGAGGAUACAGGCAAGCAUCCUAGUUGAAAAGUAUCUCUACUUUUUGUUGUCACUGGGUUGUUUCUUUUCCUCUACCAGUGAAGAACUAAAAGCCAGAUACUUGCCUGUAGAUUUUGUUAGCAGCACAGCUUGUCACAGUUGAAAUCAAUAUCAGAUAAGAAGAAACAAUAUCUCAGUAUGAAUGAUACACCGAAACCAGAUAAAGAUAGCAAAUGUCAAGCCUUGCAAGUUAAUGAUGCAUCCUAUGCUGAUAUGAUACUACCUGAAAUUGAAUUUCAAAUGGUCACAGAACAAACAUUAAACUAGAUAAAGUUGAUGUAGCUGGAAUAAAAAUAGCUUUGUAGACUAAAUAUCAUAUUCCUCCCCUUAAAUAUGCAGUUUUAUUGGCACAGGGGAGUCUGUUUUGUUUGUUUGAGGAUUUAGAUUGGGAUUUUUUUUUUAUUUUUUGAAUUUUACAUGUGUAACAAUCAAAGACACUUCAAAGAAAUAAAACUGUUGGAAAACAUGGAAAAGGUAAUAAUGAAGGAUUUAUUUCUUGCAGCUUGAGAACUGCAAAACGUUGGAAUUUUCAAUGUAGUAUGUAAUAUUCAUUAGACUUACAAAUAUGAUUCCAAUUAGUUGGUAGGGUCCCUGCAUGUGUGCAUAAAUAGGUAGAUAUUAAAAUGUAAAACAUCCUGGUUUGAGCAGGCCUUUUGAGACGAUGAAGCUCAGCUAGAUAUUUUCAUGUAAGAUAUUUUUGCUUGAGUAUUUAUUUAUUUAUUUUGCAUUGGAAAAUUCUCUUGAAUGCCCGCCAGCAGGAUUUUUGAUUUUUGCAGGGAGAGGAAUUCAGUUCUGGUGCAGAUACUGAUAAAUCUGUCACAAAUGCAACCAUAA